AUGACAGUAUCUCACUACAUAUUUCCGCUCUUCUCGUCCCAGCAUGUUCUUGUGACGAGAAACAAGAAAAAAAAGAUAGACUCCACCACCACGGGCGGGGGCGUCGCUGCUGCUCCAACUUGUCCGGAGAUCAAGAAUACGAGAGCAACCCCUCUCCGUUUCGCGCUCCCCCUCCUCCUCCUUGUCGCCGACACCCUGCGACCACAUCUCGCGAGUGCGUCGACUAGCCUGCCUUCCUCCAGUGAGCUGUGCCCAGACGAGACGGCGGCGUGUUACGAAUCAACGCUCUGCUGGGACUGCGUCGCGCAGUUCGAGGACAGCUCCGAGUACUGCGAGGACCGCUAUCCGGUCUUGGCCGCUGAGGACGAUGAUGGUUGCGAGGCUGCGACUGCCCUGUACUGCUGCAGCUUCGACGCCAGUGGCGAGGACUGCCUCGACGACACGGUCACCGUGGACUACUUUCGGUGUAGUGUUGUCGAGGUCAGCGGCUGCGAUCUGUCUGACUCUCCGUGCGGGGGAAGCAGCAGCUCUACCACCAGCCCCGAUGACGAUCUGGUGACGGCAACAUCACUGUCGCCGGCUGACGACGAUGAAUCGACAACAUCAGCUGAUGACGAUGAAUUUGCUGAUAACGACGAAUCUGCUUAUGACGACGCGUGGGCUGAUGACGACGACGCGCGGGCUGAUGAUGACACGUGGGCUGAUAAUGACUACGACUCAUCACCGUCUGAAGAUGAUGACGGAUCACAGUCUGCUGACGAGGAAAAUGAUGACCUUGGUCCCGACUCAGGCGACACCAGCGGGGCAAUAGGAACGUUUGCAGCUCUUUCGCGCGCUUCGAGUGCCGCUUUCCUGUGGGGUGCGCUCUGCUGUAUCGUCCUGGUAGUCACGGAUGCACUAGCAAGAAUAUAG
Ectocarpus sp. CCAP 1310/34 is the source of this 912-nucleotide messenger RNA. Lineage: Eukaryota; Phaeophyceae; Ectocarpales; Ectocarpaceae. The record is from the annotation of a GenBank genome assembly.